GUCAUCGUCGCGUCAGCAAAUAGGGAAAUGGAGAGGAAAGGGGGCCUUAGCGAUACCUUAGCGUACUGCAGUUAUUAGCGCUCAAUUUGUUUGAUUUGCCGAAUGGACAUUUUCAUGGUGGACUAAAUGCUCCAUUCCAGAAGUCAUGGAGUCCCAUGAAGAAAAGCCCAUCAUUUACACGAUGGAGAAUAAACCCAUAGUGACAUGUGCUGGGGACCAAAACCUCUUAACUGCUCUUUAUAGCCUGCUGGCACAGCAGCUUUCCCGGGAGCCUAUGGAGUGGAGAAGGUCUUAUGGCCGAGCACCGAAGAUGAUUCACCUAGAAGCCAACUUUGUCCAGUUUAAAGAUGAGCUGCUUCCUAAAGAGGGGAACAAAGCUCUCCUCACGUUCCCUUUCCUGCAUAUCUACUGGACUGACUGUUGUGACACCGAGACAUAUAAGGCCUCAGUGAAGGAGGACAUGCAACGAUGGCAGAGUGUGCUGAAGCUACAUGGCUCAACCGACUGGCUCAUCGUGGUUGUGGAAAGUGACAAUAAGAAGAAGAACAAGACCAACAUCCUUCCACGCACCUCCAUCAUGGACAAGAUCCGCAACGACUUCUGUAACAAGCAGAGUGACAGGUGUGUUGCUCUGUUGGAUCCCCUGAAAGAGUCAUCUCGCUCUCAGGAGUCGUGGAACUCCUUCCUGGCGAAGCUGCGCACUUUGCUUCUCAUGUCCUUUACCAAGAACCUGGGUCGAUUCGAGGACGACAUGCGCACUCUGCGUGAGAAACGCACAGAACCUGGCUGGAGCUUCUGCGACUACUUCAUGGUCCAGGAAGAGCUGGCAUUUGUGUUUGAGAUGCUUCAGCAGUAUGAGGAUGCACUGGUCCAGUAUGACGAGUUGGACGCCCUCUUCACCCAGUAUGUCCUCAAUUUUGGCGCUGGAGAUGGAGCCAACUGGCUAGGCUCGUUUUGCCAGCCUGUGCGGAACUGGAACGGGCUGCUCCUUCGCAGACCUAUAGAUAUGGAGAAGAGGGAGCUAAUCCAGCGUGGCGAGGCUAGCCUGCUAGACCUGCGUAGCUACCUGUUCUCUCGCCAAUGCACACUACUUAUCUUCCUGCAGAGGCCCUGGGAGGUCACACAGAGAGCCCUGGAGCUGCUUCACAACUGUGUUCAGGAGCUCCGUCUACUUGAGGUGUCUGUACUACAGGGGGCUCUGGAUUGCUGGGUUUUCCUCAGUUGUCUGGAGGUGCUGCACAGGAUUGAGGGCUGCUGUGAUCGCACCCAGCUGGAGGCUAACUUCUCCCACACUGUGGGCCUCUGGACUUAUGCUACUGAGAAGCUGAAGUCUCUGGGCUGUUUGUGUGGUUUGGUGUCUGAGAAUGGGCCCAACUCUGAGGAGCUGAACCGCACUGUUGACCUGCUUGCAGGCCUUGGCACAGAGAGACCAGAGACAGCUAACAGUCUUCAGAGCCCAUAUAAAAAACUUAAAGAAGCCUUAUCAUCAGUGGAAUCCUUUGAGAAACACUACCUGGAGUUGUCCCAUGCUGCUCUGGAAAUGUACAGAGCCAUUGGGAGGUUGCGGUCAGCUCGACUGGUGGGAAAGAGCCUGGCUGAGUUCUACAUGAGGAAAGGUGAUGCCCAGACAGCAAAGACCUUCUUGCAGGACUCUUUGAAGUCGUACACGGCAGAAGCCUGGAGUUUGCCUCUCACACACACGCGCAAACAAAUCGCAGAGUGUCAGAAACAGCUCCAGCAGACAGAGGACUACUUGCAGACAAGUGCUUUGCUUGCUAGUGAUCCAAACCUGACAGAUGAGGAGAGAAAGCACUUCUGCCAGGAGAUCCUCACCUUUGCUAACAAGACUCCAGAGGGCAAAGGUCAACAAGUAGCCCUGAGCAUGACUGCGUUUGCUCAGCUGCGAGAGCUGAAGUUUCAGCCAGCAUCUGCAACAGUGCACGUUGGUGCAUCCCUGCAGUUGGAGCUGCGUCUGUGCAGCCUAAUGCCUGUUCCCGUUCGGCUGGAGCAGCUGGCAGCCAGCAUCCACUUUAUGGGGGAACGACCAGGAACACGUUCUGGCCCUACAGGCACCCAGCGGCGCCCCGGUCUCAGUCCAGAUGGCACCAUUUCUUUCCCCGCUGUGAGUCCUUCUGGUGGUGCAUUGCCAGGAACAGGCAUGCCUGCUCUGGAACUUAACGAACUACAGGACCGUAGUCCCUCCGACAACAUGCUCAACUCCACUAGUGUUGUCUGCAAGAAUGCACACUUGCUGCUGCGUGGCAAUGAGGGUUCUUCCCCCUUGGAUGUGCACAGCGCUGUAGGCUCUGCCUUUACUAUAGAAGACGGAACGCAGGUGCUGAAGACCAAUAAUGUGACUUUGUUGCCAGGCAACAACAGCAUCAUCUUCACAGCACUGAGCACAAAACCUGGCACCUAUACAUUGCGACAGCUGUGUGCUACAGUGGGCUGUGUGCAGUUUGUACUGCCUCACAUUUACCCCAUAGUGAAAUAUGAGGUUUAUUCCCAGGAGCCUCAGCUGACCAUUGAGCCCCUCACAGAGAGCCUGCUGGCUGGGCUUCCUCAGAGGGUGAAGUUUACCAUUCUAACAGGCCACUACGAAGUUAAGAAGGGUGACGCUCUGCAGCUGAGUAACACAGACUCCAUGCCUAUUCUGCACUCCUCCUCCUGCUCUGCCCGUAUUCUCUCUGGCACUGGAGAGCUGGUGGGAGAGGCUGCUCUAUCCAUCCAGUCCUCAGAGAAGGUAACAAGCAUCUCUUUGCCUCUCACUCCACCAUACCACACACUGGAGUUCCAGCUAGAGGUGCUAUGCCAUAUCCCAUUAUCACCAGCACGGGUUGAAAGUGAGCGUCUCACCAACGGAGAAAUCCGUCACCGCCCAAAGAGCCGCACCCGCUUCAACAGCGGCAUGGCCUUCGUCGACCAGAAGGUCUCCAUUGACUGUCCGUGGUCUAUAUAUUCUAUCCUCAUAUCUCUCACCUUCUACACCCCCUUCAGAGCCAAACACUCACUACUGUCAGCAGGGAAAAGGAAGUACAUCCAGGUGUGCCUUGAAAACGUAUCGAACACAAACUUUUGUCUUGCUAAUCAGACCCUGUCAGAGCAUCAGCACACACCUUUACUGGAGCUCCUCUCUCUCAACGCUAAAACACGUCAGGUGGUGUACAGUAAGCAGAGUGUGUAUAGUCUGUGGGAGGUGAAGUGGACCACUGAGCCGCUGCCGUGUCUGCAGUGCGUGUUUUCUGCCAGCUUUUCUCCUGCCGACGCUCCUGACACAGCGCUCAAACCCUACAGCUAUGAGUUCCAGUUGGAGAGAGUCUCAACACUAUACAGUGUGAAGGCAGACAUCCAGCCUACGGUGGGGGAGCAACACUGCCGCGCUGGCACCCUCUGUCGGCUAGAAGUAUCAGUCACACGUCUGAUAGAGCCAAGUGAGGCAGAGGGAGAGGACGAGGAGUUAAUGGAGAACGAAGGUGUCCGCACGGCCAAGCUCAUGUAUGAGGUGGUGGAUAACAGCAGUAACUGGGCUGUGUGUGGGAAGAGUUCAGGGUUAGUGUCCAUGCCCGUGGCUGCCAUGGCAACGCACAAAGUACAGAUGGAGGUCAUGCCUCUGUUUGCAGGCAAGCUGCCCUUCCCCAGCAUCAGAGUCUUCAAAUACCUGCCCCACAGUGCACAACCCACGAGCCAACCUGACACAGAUUCAUGCCUAGAGAACGACAACCUCUCUCUUCUGGACAAGGGUCUGGAGGAGCAGGGAGACACAGCCAGUCUGCGAAGCCGAGGAAGCAUUCACUCUGUGGGCAGCAAUGAACAGCAGCAGAGGGCUCUUCCCAUGCCCCGGCUCGAGCCCUUCAGUCCGGGCCAAGUGUUCAACUCCAGCCAGGCGCAACAGGUCCUAGUGCUGCCCAGCACAGAUGACCAUAUACUUGAGGUCAAUGUCACAUGACACCCAUGUAAGGCCCUGCCCCACCUGGUCCUGGACCCUGCUUUUUGUGAUCUUAUUGGACAGGAGAUGGGGGACGAGGGGGGCUCAGGUAUAAGGGCGGUGGCGUGUCCCGAUCUGUGUACUCAGUGGGUGGGCAAUGGGUGUUGGCCUGGCCUGAAUACAGAAACACUAACCAAUGGCAGGAGCCUGAGAAUCAAUCUACUAUCUAAUGGUUUUUGUCUCAUUUCUUUAUUGCGUUCUCAUCUCCUCAGUCACUUUCUCCUAUGACUCAGUGGGCAGUCAGCCCCAGUUUAGCUUCCUGCAGGGGAAGUCAUCAAAACUACCAUGACAGAGUCAUACUAGCUGAGACACAAAUGUGCACACACAACAAAUACACAGUGACCUCUGUGGAAGGGUUGGCAGGUAUUGUGAUUAUUAAAAUGGAAAUACACGUGUAUCCAUUGCAAGAUUUUAUUUUUUAUUUUUUUUGUUGUUGUUUACUGUCUGACCCCAGGCUCACAUGCAUGUAUUUGCUCUGAAACAUGAACUUUGACAGAGGAGGUGAGAGUGGGAGGAGACGAGUAGAGAGGAGACUGCUGAUUUACUGAUUAAGAUUAUCUGUUCGAUUAGGCUGCUUCAAUCAAGCUUGCUGAUGUAUGUGUAUGUAUGUGUGUCCUGCUAAACAGACGUGCAGUCCCCUUGCCCUGUAUGUACUGUUAAAGAUAUAUAUAUAUAUAUAUAUAUAUAUAUACAACGGGCACGGACCAGUUCGGAGUUGAAGUUGACUUCAUGUAAGCAUGAGUCACUAACUCUGAAGCGAGUACUUGAUUACUUAUUUUCCCCCCGUUUUUUCUGCAGAUUAGGCUGACACCUCAGAGAAAACCAUACUGUAUUUCCUUUACGCUGCAUCUGUGCUUGCAAAUGACAAAACGUCAGACAGCAAGUUAUCUAUGAUGCAGCAAAGAAGCAAAUGGAAGUAAAUCCUUUGAACCAGUCCGUCUGGUGCCCUCAUCGGAACUCUAAAACCGUGUGACAGCAGUAACAACCACUGCACACCUACAAAAGAGAGAAGCCUGGAGCAACAAUAGCAACUUACUAACACACUGCAUGCUUGACUGGGGAGAUUGUGAUGCCCUCCUGUUUUUCAACCAAAAGACACGGCUGCGUACGUUAAUGGUUUGCACAUAGUACCGGGGCAUUGUUUUGCAUCACACGGUUUGUUGCUGUGCCAAUCCAAUAUAAUUCUUUGCACAUUCAAGCUACAGCUCAAUUUGGCUUGCAGCAUUGAACCCUUUCAGGAGUGAGUUUUUCCCAGAUGCUACACUGACACAGUUCUAAAUGACACUAUGAACGAUAAAUCAUUUGUUUACAUGACAUUCCAGUUGCACAUGUAUGAGAAACACUCCUGUAAUGGGUUGAGCAGUGGGAAACCAGUUCAGUAGAUUCAGAAAUCUCUGCACAGUGACUAAAUAUUAAACAGACAAGUGAGGAUGAUCAGCAUUUAUCCUCAUGUCAUGGAGUCUGUACACCCAUUUCAUUUUCUGAUGGUCUGAUGAAGCAGGGAGGUAAUAGUUAUAACUUAAUAAUGCUGACACUUCAUGUUUUGUUUUUGGGUUUUGUGCACUAAUGGUAACGAAAGGCCUGUGACGGCUGAAAGCCUGAGGCUGUACUUGUAAUAGCUGGAUACACUUUAGAGUGCACUAACUGAGUACGUCAGAUAAUUAUCACCAGCUAGUGAUGGGUGGGGGUGGGGGAGUAUUAUGUUCAAGACUUUUAGCACUUGUUCGUGAGCAGCCAAAUGAGUUUGUGUUGUGUGCUUUCUGGUUGAAGUAUUUGGGUCUGUUGCUGUAAGCAAACGUUUGGGAAAGUACAAAUUACAAAGAAGCAGACUUGUCAUAUCUUUGCUUGUAUAUGUAUGCGUCAUUGCAGAUCCUCUGAUUUUCAUGGCUAGCACAGUAUUUAUUCUAUGAAUAAAUCCUUUCUUCUGUCUCAGAUGAGUUGAAUUAAUCAGGGGUCAAGUCUUUAACAGUAAGAGAGUGAUCAGUCUGCCUCUCUCCCAUCAAUUGUAUGAUCAGAUGGGUGUCAGGAAGCUGAACUGUGAACCAUUACUCUUACACACUUCAUACACAAGGGAGCCUGUUUGCCUCCCACUUCAGCAGAUGGACUGUGGGAUUACAUCAUGUGAAUCAGUGGGUCAGCCAACAAUGUCAAAUAUUCACAAGCUGUUUGUAAAUUAUUCCAUCAGUUGAGCACCACAGAUUGUAUUUAGAUUAAUUAUUUAAAUGAAGAGUAUGUACACAUUAUACAAUUAUAAAAAAAAAAUAUGUUUUAAAAA
Molecule: messenger RNA, 6260 nt
Organism: Tachysurus vachellii
Lineage: Eukaryota; Metazoa; Chordata; Actinopteri; Siluriformes; Bagridae
Gene: trappc10
Product: trafficking protein particle complex subunit 10
Exons: 23
Coding region: 146-3946 (1266 amino acids)
Biological process (GO): intra-Golgi vesicle-mediated transport; early endosome to Golgi transport
Cellular component (GO): TRAPPII protein complex
Source: RefSeq, a predicted model, not a curated record